Molecule: messenger RNA, 1581 nt
Organism: Bacillus rossius redtenbacheri
Lineage: Eukaryota; Metazoa; Arthropoda; Insecta; Phasmatodea; Bacillidae
Product: myrosinase 1-like
Exons: 11
Coding region: 24-1502 (492 amino acids)
Biological process (GO): carbohydrate metabolic process
Molecular function (GO): beta-glucosidase activity
Source: RefSeq, a predicted model, not a curated record
ACGAGGCCAGCAACUCCUCCGCCAUGCAGACCUUGCUAGCGACGCUCCUAUUGGCCGCCACGGCGACUGCGGCGAGGAACCUCACCUUCCCCGACGGCUUCCUGUUCGGCACAGUCAGCGCGUCCUACCAGGUCGAGGGCGCCUGGAACCUGAGCGGCAAAGGGGAGAACAUCUGGGACCGGCUGAUCCACACCAGGCCCGACUGCAUCGCGGACCGCGACAACGCAGACGUCGCCGCCGACUCCUACCACAAGUACAAGGAGGACGUGCAGCUCAUCAAGAACAUCGGGUUCAAUUACUACCGGUUCUCCAUUGCAUGGCCCAGGAUUCUACCCAAAGGAGACUUGUCCGUCAUCAACCAGGCGGGCAUCGACUACUACAAUAAUCUCAUCAACGAACUGCUGGCAAAUGGCAUCUUCCCUGUUGUGACCAUUUUCCACUGGGAUCUUCCCCAGUAUCUUCAAGACCUAGGAGGAAUGAUGAACUCGAUAAUAGUGGACUACUUCGAGGACUAUGCGAGGCUUUUGUUCACACAUUUUGGUGACAGGGUGAAGUGGUGGAUAACGUUCAACGAGCCGUACACGAUCCUGUACGGGUACCGCAGCCAGUGCUUCGCGCCGGGGCUCUUGGUGUGCGGGGUCGGCGAGUACCUGGUCAUCCACAACCUGCUCAAGGCGCACGCCAGGGCCUACCACCUGUACGACGACGAGUUCCGGAGCACGCAGAAAGGUAAGAUUGGCAUGGCCUUGGGCACAACAAUGGCUGACCCAAAAACGCAAUCACCAGCUGACAUCGAAGCAGCGGAACUUUACCAGCAGUUCACGCUGAACUGGAUGGCCCACCCAGUCUACAGCAAGAAAGGUGACUACCCAGACAUCGUGAAGGAGCGUGUUUACAACAAAAGCAUGGCGGAAGGACUUCGCAGGUCAAGACUUCCGAAGUUCAGUGAAUACUGGGUCAACUACAUCAGAGGAACACACGAUUUCUACGGCAUGAACUACUACAGCUCCAACCUAGUGAGCGCACCCAAUUCAACCACCAACAGCUCCGUGAUCAGCCUGGAGAACGACAUGGGCAACCCUGUGGUGGGCAACGACCCGAGCUGGAUUGUGGGACCAAAUCCAGACUUCGCGUACUCACCCAAGGACAUGAGGAAGGUUCUGAACUGGGUGUGGAAAAAUUACGACGGUGUCGAUAUCCUCAUCACGGAGAAUGGCUGGAGCGACCACGGAACGCUGAAUGACGACAUGAGAGUUCGAUAUUUCGCGAACUACAUGGCCGGGAUACUGGACGCGAUACACCUGGACAACAUCACAGUUCUCGGCCACUCGGCGUGGAGCAUAGUGGACACGUUUGAAUGGGCCACUGGCUACACUGUGCGGUUUGGCCUUCAUCACGUGGACUUCAACAGCCCGAACAGAACAAGAGUAGCAAAGGAGUCCACCAAAUACUUCGCUGAUAUCAUAAAGAAUAGAACAGUGCCUGCAAAAUAUUUGGAUUAAAAAGAACUUACUUCCACAAACUAUAAACUACAAGUGACGUGUUUUUGUAAAAAUUAGUUUAUUAAAUUUUUUUCAAAUA